AUGAAGUAUUCUACUAAGUCUUUCUUUAGUAAAUUUUCAAGUGGUGAUGUAUCUUUAAAAUAUGAGAUAAAUAAAAAUACUAAUGAAGAAUUUCUGUAUAGUAAAUUGAAAGAUAAAAUGAAGGAAGAUCUAUUUUAUAAAUACCUAUCUAUUUUUUUUUGUAAUAUAUUAAAUAUAAACGAUUUUGUGGAUCAGAAGGUAAUAAUAUUGUCAUCAUUUAUUAAUGAUAAUAUAUUUAUACCUCCUAAGGUAAUAACUAAUGAUAUACGCUUGAAAAACCUAUUUGUUACCUCAAAUAAUGAAAUAAAAAGUGCUAAGUUAUGUUUUUCAAGCAAUAAUGAAUUAGAAAACUUAGAAAAUUAUUCAUUAGUUUAUGGGGAUCCUCAUGGGAAACCUAUACUAUCUGAAAUGCAAAAAAGACGAAUAUACAAAUGGAAAAAGAUUCCAGAGAAAGAAAUUGAAAAUUAUAAGCUAUUCCCUACAUGCUGGGAACAGUACUCUUCAUCUGAUAUUAUACAGGGAUUUAUAGGUGAUUGUUCCUUUAUUGUAGCAUUAUCUUCACUUUUAGAAUAUGAAAAAGAGUUUAAGGAAUGCUUAAUAUCAGAAAUAAUUCAGGAUAUAAACGAUGAACUAUCUUUAAAAAUACAAGAAGAAAUAUUUCAAUUUUGUAUGAAUUAUAAUCAACAUGUGAAUUUCAAAAUGUACUCUUGUAAAUUACUUUUUAAUGGGCUAUGGCGAGAUGUAUUUAUAGAUAAUUGGAUGCCAAUAGACAAACAAGGAAACCCCUUGCUAUCCUACUUUAGGGAUAAAAGCUAUAUUGGUAUCAGCUUACUUGAAAAGGCAUAUCUAAAGAUAAUGGGUAAUCAAUAUGGUACUGUAGGAAGCAAUCCUGCAGUAGAUAUAUUUUAUUUGACUGGUUGGAUUCCAGAAAUGAUUGUAAUAAAUAAAGAUAAUGAUAAAUACCACUUUUUUAGAGAUCUGUGGAAAAAGUUGUUAGUCUCUUUGAAAAGAGGAGAGUGCAUAGUUUCCCUAGGAACUAGUCAAUUUGAUUAUAAAAAUAUUGGAGUAGAAAAAUCUAAUCGUGUAGGUUCUAUAUAUGAGGAGAUUGCCACAACGUCUGGAAUAGUCUCAAAACAUGCAUAUCAAGUACUUAGAAUGGUUGAUAUUGUGAAUCCAAGAGUUAGUAAUGAAGUAACUCAUCUUAUUUUACUAAGAAACCCUUGGGGAGCCAUUAGAUGGAAAGGUAAAUACUCUUUUAGUGAUACAGAGUCAUGGAAUAAAGAAUUACAAAAUAUCUUGAAUUAUGAUAUAAAUGAAGAAUCUAAAAAAGAUAAUGGAGUAUUUUGGAUGGAAUGGAACGAUAUUUUAGAGUGGUUCUCUCAUAUAUAUAUAUCUUGGAAUCCAGGAAGAAAAUUCUCAUAUUUUAGCAUUUUUCAUGGCACAUGGAAUGGAUACCCUCAUCAUUCUAUUCUUAAUGAUGACUUACAUCUUCUUUACUUCUAUCCACAAAUAAGAAUUAGUGCUAGUUUAAAUAUCCUAAAAAACAAAGGAAAUUUGAAGAUAACUAAUUUUAAAGACAAAGAUUACAAUAAUUUACAAAAACAUGAAAAGAGUAUACUUAUAUUAAAUGACACAAAAGAUAAAAUAUCUAAAAAAAGUAAAUCUAGGUGGUAUAAAAAUUGGUUUUCACCUAGGAAUAAAAAUUCUAGUUAUAUAUCUAGAAAUACAAUGAAUGGAAAUAGCUUUCUCACUGCAUAUCAUAAUUUGUAUCAAGUCGAAUAUAAGUUGUUAAAUUUAGACAAUUUUAAUUAUUCUGAAAAUUCAAAAAUACUCAAAACUACUUCAAAUUUAAGGAACUAUACUCAAGAACAUGGUGAUUUAUGGAUAUUAUUAAAUAGACACAUAAAUAGCUAUGAAAAAAUUGAUGAUAAACCCAAUACUUUAUCUUAUAUUGCUAUGCAUAUUUAUUAUGGAUAUGAAAGAAUUGAUUGUCCUGAAAAUAAACCACUAAUUCAAGGUAUCUACAAUAAUGGUAAUGUUAUAUUACUUAAACUUAACAUAUAUGAUAUUAAACAACAAAUACAAGAUAUUAAUAAGAAUAGUAAUAAUAGUGAAUUGAAUUUCAUCUUAGUAAUUACUCAAUAUGAAAAAAAGUGUCCAUUCAACUUUACUAUAUCACUAUUUAGUGAUAUUGAAAUGAGAUAUACAUUUCCAAUAUCUAAAAGAUAUCAAAUUAGUCCAUAUUCUUUAAAUUUAUGGAAUAUUUCUGAAUAUACCGGUUAUAUUAGAAAAAGGAAUCAACUUGAGUUAUUUUAUAUAGUAUUUAAUCAGAUGAAAUCAACUACAAUAACUUCAGUUUACUCAUCCAAUCUAUCUAAUAGUACAAAGGAAUAUAUACCUAGUUACUCACCUAUUAUUGAAUUUAUUAUAAUACUAGAAACUAGUGAAUAUUGUAAGUCUACCAUGAAACUAUUAGAAAUAGACUAUAAUACUUCACAAAGUAAGGAAAUAGCUACUUCAAAUAAUUCUAAACAAGAGUUAAAGUCUAAAAGUUGCUGCAGAUUAAUUAGAUCUAGUUGUAACAUAGGUAAGUAUGUUUUUGCCAUGAGUAUCGAGUUUGGAAAACCACCCAAUAAACAAAUCUAUAAUAAUGGAAGUUAUUUAUAUAAAAUAAUAGUAUACUCAAGUAAAUAA
Messenger RNA from Cryptosporidium muris RN66, 2694 nucleotides. RefSeq names its product calpain family cysteine protease domain-containing protein. Bases 1 to 2694 code for a protein of 897 amino acids. Gene Ontology annotation, molecular function: calcium-dependent cysteine-type endopeptidase activity. Gene Ontology annotation, biological process: proteolysis. NCBI's taxonomy places the organism in Eukaryota, Apicomplexa, Conoidasida, Eucoccidiorida, Cryptosporidiidae. The record is from RefSeq and is a predicted model, not a curated record. The transcript has a single exon.